GUCACAUUUUAUCUAUAUAUAUUGCAUAAUCUUUCAUAUGCUUCUUCAUUCACAACUCACACACUUCAUUGUCUUCUCUUUCUCUUCAAGCUCUAGAUAUUUUUAGAUUUUAUUUUCUAUGGCUACAUUUACUAAAUUAUGUGUUACAUUUUCCAUUCUAGUUUCUCUCUUAGCUUGUUUUACAAAUGCACAACUUUCUCCUAACUUCUAUGGAAGAACUUGUCCUACCCUUCAAUCCAUUGUGCGCAGUGAAAUGACCAAAGCUAUCAAUAAUGAAGCUAGGAUUGGUGCUUCUAUACUUCGUUUGUUCUUCCAUGAUUGCUUUGUCAAUGGAUGUGAUGGAUCUAUUUUAUUGGAUGACACUGCGACAUUUACCGGUGAGAAAAAUGCAGGACCUAACAAAAAUUCAGCUAGGGGUUUCGAAGUUAUUGAUACUAUUAAAACUAGUGUUGAAGCUUCUUGCAAUGCCACCGUCUCUUGUGCUGAUAUUCUAGCACUUGCUACUAGAGAUGGAAUAGCUCUGCUUGGAGGACCCUCAUGGAUAGUACCACUUGGAAGAAGAGAUGCAAGAACAGCAAGCCAAAGUGCAGCCAACAGCCAAAUCCCUGGACCAUCAUCUGACCUUGCAACACUCACUAAAAUGUUCCAAAACAAAGGUCUAACAUUAAAUGACUGAUGACAUUAGUCAUUACAUGGAAAUAAAGACCAUUUUCAAGUAUUUUUAGAGGUUUUUGACCUAAAUCAUGAAGAAUGAAACAUUGAUUUGAAGCUACAUGCGAAGAAAGAUAGCAAAUGAAAAUUGGUGGAUUGUAUAGUAUUUUUACGCCUAAAACGGAAGUUUUUCCGCCUGGGGCGGAAAUUUCACUGAAGAACCAAGAUUGCUCUCUGUUUUGCCGUUUCAGGCGGAAAAAGCUGUGCCUGAAACGUAAUUCUUUACGCCUGAGGCGGAAAUUCUGUGCCUCAGGCGGAAAACGUUACUUUUGAUCAUUUUUAUAAAAAGGAAACAUCAGAUCUGGAUCAUUAUCGAAUUUGAAACACUGAGAACAGCAUUUGGAGCGAUUUUGGAGGAUCAAGAGCGACCAAGCAAGGAUUCAAGUGUGGAAACACAUCAAGAUUCUUCUUGUAAUUAUGCUUUCUUUCAUUUUAUUUGAUGUAAUUUCUGAAUUUGCAAUGUCUAGCUAAAUUCUCAUGAUUGGUCCUUAGGUGAUUCUAAUUACUUUUGAUCUUGAACUAUGUGAUUGUCAUAUGAUAUGAUUAAUGAAUUACGAAGUUAGUUUCUAUUGAUUGUUCUUUGUGCUUAA
This is a messenger RNA of Trifolium pratense (red clover), 1301 nucleotides long. RefSeq names its product peroxidase 52-like. Gene Ontology annotation, biological process: response to oxidative stress. Bases 119 to 676 code for a protein of 185 amino acids. The transcript is spliced from 3 exons. NCBI's taxonomy places the organism in Eukaryota, Viridiplantae, Streptophyta, Magnoliopsida, Fabales, Fabaceae. The record is from RefSeq and is a predicted model, not a curated record. Gene Ontology annotation, molecular function: peroxidase activity; heme binding.